Molecule: messenger RNA, 316 nt
Organism: Oppiella nova
Lineage: Eukaryota; Metazoa; Arthropoda; Arachnida; Sarcoptiformes; Oppiidae
Source: the annotation of a GenBank genome assembly
GUUUAGUGAGUUAUUGUGAGACAAGUGGUGAAUGAAUGCAAACUAAUUGUCAUUGAAUUGACACAAAACUAAUCAUACAAUUGAUAUACAGUUGAAGACAUCAUUAAUAGCCAUAAGUAUGAGUCGAUUGAACGCUAAUAACAAACAAAUGGCUUGUAUUAAAGAGGACGUCAAGAUCAGCAUAACUGAGCGCUUGGACACCUUCCUCCGCGAUGACAGUCGCGCCGAAAUAGUGUUUGAGUCGAGUCUGACAUCCAAUGAACGCAAAUAUAUACACAACUAUUGCAUCCAAUUCUCGCUGAAGACCAGAAGCCAU